CCCGCGUGGAAGGGCGUGUGCGUUCUCGUAAAAUGAACCGUAAAAAGAGAACCGCCGCUUCCGCGAAAGAGUCGAAAGAUCGAGAAUUCGAAAGAUACUAGGUACGGGAAGAGACGAGUUUAUCUACUAAUUUAGAACCACAACAACAAGUAACGAAUUUAUAUUUUGUAUGAUCGAUCGAGGGGAGGUGCUUAUACGAUCGAUCGAAGGAAAUGCUCUAGAGAUCUGUUAAAUCGAAUUGAAGAGGAGAGGCGAGGAGAGGAGAGGAGAGGCGAGGCGAUUCUCCGUGACACGAUCUCAGCGAAGUGAAGUUUGUGUAAUCCAAUCUUAGACACAAUGGCAACGGCGACAAUGGCUACUGCUGCGGGGGCUGCGGCUCUGCUUUACUAUACACUGAAUCGCAGAUUACAGGCCACGAAGAUUCAAGAUGAGGGGGGGUCGGACAAUGGCGGGGAUGCGACGAGACCGAACACUUCUGAACGGAGUAGGGUUUCUCGGAGACCAGUUCGUGCUCCUGCUACAUGGUUGGAGACUAUAUCCACCUUGUCGGAGACAUUACGAUUCACUUACUCGGAGACUUUGGGGAAGUGGCCGAUCGGGGAUCUCGCUUUUGGGAUCAACUUUCUCCUAAAGAGGCAGAGGAAUUUUCAUGUAGCUAGUAUAUAUGCUGGAAAGGAUAGUGUACCGCUUAAAGGAGCUUCAGUUAUUUCGGAGCUAAAAUAUCUUUUGAAUUUGUUGACUCUUUGUUGGCACUUUUCUAAAAAGCCCUUCCCAUUAUUCUUGGAGGCUACCGGCUACUCUGUAGAAGAUGUCCUACUUCAGGAACCUAAAGCAGGAAUUCUAAAGCCAGCUUUUACAAUUCUAACUGACAAAAGCACAAAAUGUAUUCUGCUAUUAAUUAGGGGAACUCAUAGUAUCAGAGAUACCUUGACAGCUGCAACUGGAGCAGUAGUACCAUUCCACCAUACUGUUGUAAAUGAAGGUGGCAUUAGUGAUGUAGUUUUAGGAUAUGCGCACUAUGGGAUGGUUGCCGCUGCUCGGUGGACUGCAAAACUUGCGACUCCUUGUCUGAUGAAGGCAUUACAUGAAUAUCCAGAUUACAGAAUACAGAUUGUUGGACACUCACUUGGUGGAGGCACAGCAGCUCUUUUAACUUGCAUUUUGCGGGAGCAAAAGGAGUUCGCCGCAACUACAUGUGUAGCAUUUGCUCCAGCUGCUUGUAUGACAUGGGAGUUGGCAGAGUCAGGCAUGCACUUUAUUACUUCAGUUAUCAACGGCGCUGAUUUGGUUCCUACUUUUUCAGCUGCUUCAGUUGAUGACCUGCGUUCUGAGGUGAUGGCAUCAGCAUGGUUAAAUGACCUACGAAAUCAAAUCGAGCAGACAAGAAUUUUAAGUACAGUAUAUCGCUCAGCAUCUGCCUUAGGCUCUCGACUUCCAUCUAUUGCAAAUGCUAAAGCAAGAGUAGCUGGAGCUGGUGCUAUUCUACGUCCAGUCUCUGCUCGAACACAGGUUGUUAUGAAAAGAGCUCGGAAUGUAGCUCAGGCUGCAUGGACGCGACCAGCACUCCAGCUAUCAUCCUGGUCAUGUAUUGGGCCCCGCCACCGCAAUAAGCCUUCUGCUUCAAAUGCAACAUUAGAAGUAAACAGUAUAGAUACCUCCCCCUCUACAAGCGAUAUUACGACUGAGCCUUUUCUAACACUUACGGAGACCACCAAGGAAACUGCGGAGGUCAUUACACCAUCAGGAGGUAUAGAGUGGACUUCAGAAGUCGAGCGUUCUUAUUUGAUAGAAACAUCCCAUACUGCUGAAAUAGAAGAAGAUGAGGGGGGGAUUGACGGUGAGGAUGAUCUCAUGGGCCACGGUAGAAGCGAGGACAGCAUGACCGAAGUGGAGCUAUGGCAGCAGCUUGAGAAUGAAUUGUACCGGCCAAGGGAUAGAGAACAAGCCGACUUAGUGAGAGAAAUAGCAAAGGAGGCGAACACUGCUGCUGAAGAAAUUGAGAGUUCCUCAGCGGAACUGCUUACUGAAACUAAGGAAGUGCAUAGAUUCUAUCCUCCGGGCAAAAUCAUGCACAUCGUUACAUAUGCUCAAGAGGAGGCAGCAAUCCAAGAAGGUGCGGAUAGAGAUGAGGAAGAUAGGGAUUCGCAAUCAGAUGAAACAAUCGGGAUAUUCUUGACACCAAGAUCAUUAUAUGGCAAGUUGAGGCUUUCCCAGCUGAUGAUUAAUGACCAUUACAUGCCGAUUUAUAGGAGAAAUAUUGAGCAGUUAAUUUUUGAGUUAGAGAAGAGUUUUUCCAAGGAGAUACCUUCCGGUGAUGAAGUUGAAUGCUAACUAAUUGUAUGCGCAAUAGAUUUAAAUGUUUGUAAAUGAUAAAUGUUAUACAUGUCAUAAUAUGAGCUUCAAAUUAGGGCCCUAUUCCUUCUCCCUUGUUCCCAAAAUCAUUUUAGUUGUUUCAGGUGUAUAGGUAAUAAAUCUACACAGAAAAAUCGCCCAAAAGAAUUUAUUAGUUAAUUCGGAGUGGACAGGUUCUGAUUUCUUGUUGUAUUAUUGCAAACAGCAGUUCUCUCUUUUUGAUGGUUCAUGGUUGUAGAGAAUUUUUUCUUAAGGGCGAAAGUUUGAUCUUUUUCUCCCUUUUUUUAAAAUAUUUGACUGUAGAGAUAAUCGCCUACAGUAUUGAUUGUUUUUAUGAUUUGUUUUGAGUCGAUUCAUGAUA
Messenger RNA from Ananas comosus (pineapple), 2713 nucleotides. RefSeq lists its product as uncharacterized. The record is from RefSeq and is a predicted model, not a curated record. The transcript is spliced from 8 exons. NCBI's taxonomy places the organism in Eukaryota, Viridiplantae, Streptophyta, Magnoliopsida, Poales, Bromeliaceae. Gene Ontology annotation, biological process: lipid catabolic process. The coding region runs from base 337 to 2331 and encodes 664 amino acids.